Messenger RNA from Triplophysa rosa, 725 nucleotides. RefSeq names its product acyl-CoA binding domain containing 7 (gene acbd7). NCBI's taxonomy places the organism in Eukaryota, Metazoa, Chordata, Actinopteri, Cypriniformes, Nemacheilidae. Bases 124 to 387 code for a protein of 87 amino acids. The record is from RefSeq and is a predicted model, not a curated record. Gene Ontology annotation, molecular function: fatty-acyl-CoA binding. The transcript is spliced from 4 exons. Gene Ontology annotation, biological process: fatty acid metabolic process.
UGUUAACCAAUCAGCGCUCACUUCCACUGUCGCACUGCGAGAUAUCAUCGUAGGCUGUAAUUCAUCGGAGGAUCUGCGUUACUUUCCAGAGGAUUCAACGAGCGACAAAACACUCGCCUAAAAAUGACUUUGCAGGCGGAAUUUGAUCAAUAUGCAGAGGAUGUAAAGAAAGUGAAGACCAGACCAACAGACCAGGAGCUGCUGGAUUUAUAUGGCCUGUACAAGCAAGCUAUUGCUGGGGACAUUAAUACUGGUAAACCAAUGUUGGAUAUGAAAGGAAAAGCCAAAUGGGAAGCAUGGAAUUCAAGAAAAGGUAUGUCAAAUGAAGAUGCAAUGAAUGCCUACAUUUCCCUGGCCAAGGAAACCAUUGAAAAGUAUGGAAUGUGAUGAGGAAAAACUUUAGUUUUAAGUAUAGUAUAUACAUUUCAUAUGGAAAAAGCAGCACGAUGAUAUUAUAUUAUAGUUUUAGCUAUUGCUAAAAACAAUUUAGCCUAAUUCAAAUAGACUUUUCCUCUAUAAUAUGGAUUAACAGACUAAAAAUAAUCAUCUCAGUUUCUUAAUGAUACCACCUGAUUGCUAAAUCAUUGCCAGUCAGCUGUGACCUAAAUAUAUAAUUGUGAAAUUAUCUUGUUUUAAAUAAGAUGUAACUGUGAACAAUUUAAUAAAGGCAUUAGAGGUUGUCCUCUACCUAUACAUAAAAAUAAAAUAUCGAACUUUGGAUGGAA